CGAAGCACAGAUUAGAACCAAAGUUGAAAAAUAGCUUAAUUUUUAGGUUACAAAAAUUAUUUCUGUUCCUUAAAAUUGCUAAAAAUACUGAAAAUUAGUAGUUCGGACCGCUAGUGACUUCAUGAACAGUUACAAUGGAGGAAAGCGUUCGGAAAACGGAAAGUUCGAACACAAAGUCUCAGUAUAGAGCGAUUAAACGUCGAUUUUGUAAUAUCCUUAUAUCUUCCAAGCCAUUCUGCUGCCUUUGCUUCGAUUCUGAUGCGGAACUGUUGUCAAUAGACGACUACGUAACCACGGACUGGGACUCUGCGUUCCUACCUACUUGGCGGUAUAUUUGGAGUGCAAUUUUCGUUCCGAAUAUGAACUUCAUGUCUAACUACUUGUGUAGCACAUGCAAAGAUAAAUCUUACUCAGCAUACAGUUUAAUAAUCAGCACACAGAAAUCAAUGAGUUGCCUGGAAGAUUUUGUCCAGCAGAUAAACUCCCAGAUAAACAAUAUCAAAGAUGCAGAUCUGGACGGAUGCCCUAACACAUGUCUGAUUUUGAAAGAGCCCAAUUAUCACAAACUUACAGAAGUUAAAGUAGAAGAAAAUCUACAUCAGUAUGAUGUAUUGAUUGAUAACAAUAUUGAUCAUGAAAGGCAUAAUGAGACUGAAGUUCAAAAGGGAAAUGAUGAAAUGUUGGAAGAACAUGAAGAAGUGUUUACUAUAUUUGAAAUUUUACCAAAAGAUGAAAAAAUAUUGAGUAAAAAGAAAAGAACAAAAAAACUUAAGAAGCCAAAGAAGAAAGGAAAAAUACCUACAAAGGAUUCUGACUACGAUUUCUACACUGAAAUAGAAUAUCUUGAUGAGGAUCUUUUCAAAGAAGAUAAUAAUAAAACAAAUACAGAAAUAAAAGAUGAGAUAACUGUUAAAACACACCAAAAAAAAUUAAAGGAUGAUGUAAAAAUUGAAAUUGAUAUACAUGAGAAUAGCAAAAGUAAGAAAAAGAUAAAAAGUUCCAAUUUAACAGUAGGACAGAAACCUCUCGGUGUAGUUAAGGGAAAAUUAAGGAAAAAUAAUGUAGAAAUCAAAACUGAACCAAGUGAAAACAGUAAGGGGGUAUACUUUUGUGACUAUUGUGGAAAAAGAUUCAACAGCAGACAUAACAUCAUAUUACAUCUAAAACAGAAUCACGAUAUCAGUAAACCUAAACUGAGAACCAAGUACACAUGCUGCGAAUGUGAUGAAGAACCGUGCAGACACGAAAAGUAUAUAAAAGCAUACCAUUCUCAGGUUCUUGCUGACAAAAAAACAAUUGAAUGCCCUGAUUGCGACUUUCGUUGCAUCAAGAUGUCCACCCUUGUUGGGCAUGCUAACAAGAAACACCUUAAACAUGUAUCAUUCACCUGUGAGUUUUGCAACAUGCUAUUGCAUUCUAAAGACGCUUACGACAACCACAUCUCAUAUUUUCACACCAAGCUGUUCUCGUGUAAAAUGUGUGACAAAAAAUUCAAACUGGAACACCGAAAGAUCAGCCACGAGAGGGAGUGUGAGAGAGAGAAAUUGAAAUGGGAGUUUAAAUGUGACGAGUGUCCCGCUGCGUUCCAAACUGAGAAAAAACUCAAAUAUCACAAGAUAAGACAUGUACAGCAGUUCCCUUGUGACCUCUGCGAGAGGGUUUUCUCCAUGCGGACCUUGCUAGCUCAGCACCUGACGUGGCACAAGCAAGGCGGUUUAGCCCGAAAAUGCACAUUCGCUUGCCCAUGCUGCGGGAAGGUAUUCAAGACCAGAAAAGAAAGAGACAAUCACAUGAACGAUCAUGGCCCGGAUGAGCCUUACAAAUGCUUUGUGUGCAAUGUCGAAUUAAAAACGUUUAAAGAGUUUGGCCUUCAUAUGAAUAAAUUCACACAUUUACGCAGAGUGAACCCCGGCAAAACUCACAAGCACAAGUGCGAAUAUUGUAACAAUUAUUCUACGACUAGAAGGGUGCAUCUAGAGGCGCACAUAAACAGGCAUCACCUGAAAAUAACCCCGUACUCCUGUACCAAAUGCCGAAAGAAAUUCCUCAGUUCAUAUCUGCUGGAAAAACAUGAGGAAACUCACAAGGAGAAGCCAGAUGAACUAAGAAAUCGUUUUCCGUGUGAAAUCUGUGGCAAGAGAUUCGUUUCAGGCGUGAAUGUGAAAGUGCAUAUGAGACAACAUACGGGUGAGAAGCCGUUUCAGUGUGAAAUAUGCGGCGAUAGAUUUGUGACUGCCAGUCGACGGAAGGUGCAUAUAGAUACGACACACAAAGACAGGGAUAUUUUCUGCCCUCUUUGUGAUUUCGCUGGCUCUAUUAUACCUCAACUUAGAAGCCAUAUAAAGAAUUUCCAUUGGGAUAAGAAAAGUGGGAAACAGUUUGACCAUAGAAAAGUGGUUGGUCUGACGCCUGAACAUUAUUAUUUGUUCACAGACAAUCGAUUUAUUCAUCAUAAACUUAAAGAAAGUAAGUAAAUCUACUGAAAAAGUGUGGUCCAAUCAAGGUAUAAUAUUAUAAGUAGUGUAAAGUAUCUGAUUUCUAAUAAAUAGUAUUUUCGAAAACA
Molecule: messenger RNA, 2563 nt
Organism: Plutella xylostella (diamondback moth)
Lineage: Eukaryota; Metazoa; Arthropoda; Insecta; Lepidoptera; Plutellidae
Source: RefSeq, a predicted model, not a curated record